Molecule: messenger RNA, 1434 nt
Organism: Acanthamoeba castellanii str. Neff
Lineage: Eukaryota; Discosea; Longamoebia; Acanthamoebidae
Product: ATPase, AAA domain containing protein
Exons: 1
Coding region: 1-1434 (477 amino acids)
Molecular function (GO): ATP binding; ATP hydrolysis activity
Source: RefSeq, a predicted model, not a curated record
AUGAAGACCGCCACUGCCCACACCCACGACGCUUCCGGCCUCAAGUCACCGCAAGACCCUCACCUGCAAGACCACACCGGUGGCUUCCGGCUGCUGCCCGUUUCGCCACAGACCUACGUCCAGCUCUCCGGCAAGCAGGGCGACGGCGAUGGCGUGACCAUGCUCGAGAUCAAAUCCUCGCACAAGCUCUUCGGCGUCAUCUCGCGCUACAUCUCGCUCCACGGCAACAAGACCUCGGACCACUCUCACAGCUGGCUCCUCGCCGACGGCACCGUCAAGCGGUCAAACCCCUCGUCCUACAGCGACGACGAGGGCGAUGACGACGACGGCCUCGCCGACACCAAAGGCGACGCGACCAAGGAGGUCUCCGAGCUUCGUCUGGGCCUGGGCCUCCAUGAGGUCACCUUCCAGGGCCGCCUGAUCCGUCUGGUCCACCAGGCCAUCGGCCAGCCUGUCGGGGGUCCGUGCGGAGUGAGCCUCUACACGUCGAUGGUGCUGUCGGUGCCGGGCGAGGGCCAACAGGCGCUCCUGUCGGCCUUCUGCGACCACGUGCUCGACUGGGACUGCGAGAAGGACGACAAACGGUACAACAUCUACAUGUGGAAGCCGCAGCACAUGUACUGGAACAAGGUGGCGACGAAGCGGGUGCGGCCCAUCGACAGCGUCAUUCUGCCGGCCGACGUCAAGGACGCCGUCGUGAGCGAUCUGACCGAUUUCGACACGCGCGAGACCGCGAGGUGGUACACUCACCACGGCAUCCCCUACAAGCGCUCGAUGCUCUUCUACGGGCCGCCGGGCACGGGCAAGUCGUCGUUCAUCACCGCGCUGGCUGGCGAGCUGCAGCGCAACGUGUGCUUCCUCCAGCCGGCCCAUCCGGCCAUCACCGACGACAACCUGCAGAUGUGCGUGCAGUCCGCACCGGCCAACUCGCUCAUCGUCAUGGAGGACGUCGACGCGCUGUUCUCGCGCGACCGCGACUCGAAGGCCGCUGGCACAGCCAACGCGCCGCUCACAUUCUCGGGCCUGCUCAACGCGCUCGAUGGUGUGUGCAACCCCGAGGGUCAGGUCUUCAUUCUCACCACCAACCACGUGGAGCGGCUCGACCCGGCCCUGAUCCGGCCCGGUCGCGUGGACCUCAAGGUGCGCUUCACCACGGCCACCAAGGCACAGGCCGCGGUCCUGUUCCAGCACUUCUACCCCGACGAGAGCGAGCUGGCCCACGAGUUUGCCGAGGUGAUUGCCUCGCGUUUGCUCAACGUCAAGGACAAGAAGGCCGAGGAGGAGACGGCGGAAGCCGAUGGUGAGGAAACCGCUAAGGUGGAGGAGGACGAAGGUAUGGGCGUGAGCAUGGCCGCUCUGCAGCAGCUGUUCAUCGUGUGCCGAAAGAGCUCGCCGGCGGAAACACUCGACAAGGCUCGCUCCUUCGUUUUCUAA